Molecule: messenger RNA, 498 nt
Organism: Ixodes scapularis (black-legged tick)
Lineage: Eukaryota; Metazoa; Arthropoda; Arachnida; Ixodida; Ixodidae
Product: peptidyl-prolyl cis-trans isomerase
Exons: 1
Coding region: 4-498 (164 amino acids)
Biological process (GO): protein folding; protein peptidyl-prolyl isomerization
Cellular component (GO): intracellular membrane-bounded organelle
Molecular function (GO): peptidyl-prolyl cis-trans isomerase activity
Source: RefSeq, a predicted model, not a curated record
AUCAUGUCGAAUCCGAAAGUGUUCUUCGACAUCGAAGCCGACGGACAGCCCCUGGGCCGCAUUACCAUGGAACUGCGCGCCGACGUGGUCCCCAGGACAGCCGAAAACUUCCGGGCGCUCUGCACGGGCGAGAAAGGUUUCGGCUUCAAGAACUCCACCUUCCACCGCGUCAUCCCGAACUUCAUGUGCCAGGGCGGAGACUUCACCAACCACAACGGCACCGGAGGCAAGUCCAUCUACGGCUCCAAGUUUGACGACGAGAACUUCACCCUCAAGCACACGGCACCCGGCACCCUGUCGAUGGCCAACUCUGGCCGCAACACCAACGGGUCGCAGUUUUUUCUCACUACGGCCAAGACAUCGUGGCUCGAUGGAAAGCACGUCGUAUUUGGGAGUGUUAUCGGAGGCAUGGACACCGUCAAGAAAAUUGAGUCCUUCGGAUCGCAGUCCGGCAAGACGUCCAAGAAGAUCGUUAUCGCUAACAGCGGAGAGCUCUAG